UUGCUUCCCGCGUACCGUACUCGGCACUCAUCGGUGGCGUCGAGUCUAGUCCACUUUUCUCGAGACCAGAAGACACACUGAACCCCUCUGAAUACCUACCUCCUACCGUACUUUACCUUCUCUCGCCAGACGGGACGACAUGUGUUGAGCGGCAUUCUUCUGGUGCCCAGGUGUGAUUGUGAAUUUCGGUUGUGAUUGUGAUUGUUGUGAGGCUUGCAGGGUUUCGACACAGCAACCAUAACCUUGCCGGCGUGACAACCGCAAUUAGGUGUCAACGCACUUUCGUCAGGUCUGCAGCAACUGGCCUCACCGAGUCACCGACAGACACAACAACAACGACAACGCGGAGAGCACGGAUGGAACACGCACGUCGCCAGCGAAGGACGCUUCCCACUCGCAACCAUCACCGAUAGCCCCAACUUCCAUCGCGAACUGGACCACUGGUUCAAAGCAACGACAAAAACGGCCCAGGGUACCCUGUGUAAACAGUCCUACUCAUGGACGAACCACCUCCACCACCGCCGCCACCUCAUGGCGCAAACCCCCGGCCACCGGGCGGUGGCCUCCCAGAUGGCAACUACGACAUCUUCAUCAUCCCUCCGCACUCCGCCGGCUCCGGUUUUCUCUACUUACCUUCGAUGCAACCUCAUCGAAACAGCUUUCUUGCUGGCGUAGCAUCCACUCUGCUGGCCGUCGGUCUCUACACGCUCGUCACUCCCGUCAUCAAGCAGUGGCUACUCCUGAUAGCAGCCGGCGGAGCGGGCGUGGGUGUGUCAGUCCUGGUGCUGGUCGUUGGCGUGAUAGCAUGGGCUCUGGGCAAGUCACAAGCAGGGAGCAGCUCCAGCUCGAAUUCGGAAAAUGGUGGAAGCGCUGGUGGUAAUGGCCCCCAUCAGCGCUCAAAGUACACGGGGCCGCCACCAAAUAGCUGGCAACAAGCUCCUCCUCCUCCUCCUCCUCCUCCGCCGCCGCAGCCUGAGUACAACGCUCCGCCCCCGCCGAGGCCCGAGUAUCAUGCUCCGCCACCGCCACCGCCGAGGCCCGAGUAUCAUGCUCCACCACCGCCACAGCCGGAGUAUCACGCUCCUCCACCGCCGCGGCCUGAGUAUCAUACCUCACCACCGCCACAGCCUGCGUAUCAAGCUCCACCGCCACCAAAACCCGAAUACCAGGCUCCACCGCCUCCUCCACCUCAGCCAGAGCCGCCCAAAGCAGCACCCAAACCGGAACUUAAACCGGAACCCAAACCGGAACCUAAGCCGGCACCCAAACCGAUGCCUAAAGCGAAUGAGACCAAAACCGCAUGGGAGAAGGCUCGAGAGGAAACGCGGAAACGAGAGGAGGAGCGACGGCGAGCAGAGGAGCUCAAGAAGAAGCGAGAGGAGGCGCAGAAAUUGCGUGAGGAAGCAGAGCGAGCAGCAAAAGCAAAAGCGGAAAAGGAGAAAUGGGAGCAGGCGCGUGCUCGAGAGAAGGAAACACGAGAACGAGAAGCCCGAGAACGAAUUGCGCGUGAGAGGGAGGCGCGUGUGAAGGAGCAGAGAGAGAAGGAGCAGAAGGAGCGUCAGGCGCGAGAAGAAGCCGAAAAGAAGAAGGCGGAUUGGGAGAAGGCCAAGUUGGCCGAGAAGGAAAGAGCAGAACGCAUACGAGCAGCUGCAGCGGCGGCGGCCAGUGUUCGCUCUACUCCCACCAAAACACCUACCGCGCCUUCGGUAUACGAGAGGCCGACAGCGAAGUCGCACGCUGGUACAGAGACGACGUACUCGUAUCGUCCAUAUGAAAAGGCCAAAUCCGCUGCCUUUACUUCGUCGGCAUCUUCCAUAUCUGGCUUGAGCGAGAGCAGCUAUGCACAGAGUGUUAGUACCGCUCGUACGACUCCUCCGCCGUCCAUGAGAGGGCCUUACACGACCACCGAUCCCAACAAGAUUCAGAUCAGGGCUGUAUACCUGUUCAGCGAUAGCUCCCCGACAAAGCCACUAUCUCAGCUCGUGGCCAAUGAAGGACCCGUGACUGAUGGGCUGAUUCUUCAUAUCAAGACCGAGGGCUUGUUCAUCGACGAUGACGUUCGUGAAGUGCCCCAGCGCGAGUGGGAUGUGAAGGCCUGGACAUUGAAGGUGGUCGAAGAUGGUGUGACCAAGGCUCAAGGCGGUGCUUUGCACGUCCUUCGAGCGACGACGAGAGAUACCGAGAACAAGAGGUAUACUUUUGUGUUGGAUGAGACGGAAGCGUGGAAAGUGGCCGUGGGACUGCAGCGCCUCAAGGCUGGAAGUCAAGUGAGAGCACUGGAUCUGCGUGGCAUGAAGGAAGCCGAAGUCAGACGAGUGUUGGGAGGUCUCGGAUGGGUUUGAAGGAUGGACUCAAUUCUGGAUUGGAAUGUGGGCUUUGUAGAAUGAUGCAUGAUGGAAUGAAGCUGCGGCAUUCAGCGGAGGGCGUUUACGUUAUGGGUGAGCGAUUUCUUGAUUCCCCGGUGUGUUCAUCGACUAGGACCAAUCGUCCUUGGAAGAGAACACUUUGUGUAUAGUGAGUGUUGUAUAUACCCGACGACGAAGC
Molecule: messenger RNA, 2544 nt
Organism: Sphaerulina musiva SO2202
Lineage: Eukaryota; Fungi; Ascomycota; Dothideomycetes; Mycosphaerellales; Mycosphaerellaceae
Exons: 1
Coding region: 498-2342 (614 amino acids)
Biological process (GO): chromatin remodeling
Cellular component (GO): Swr1 complex
Molecular function (GO): ATP-dependent H2AZ histone chaperone activity
Source: RefSeq, a predicted model, not a curated record